ACAUUUUACCUAGACUUUGAUUUGCUUAACUCCAUCACUUUUCAUCAUCCAACAUGACAGACACCAACACAAAUUCUGCAUCAAAGAGAUUGGCAGUUGUUACAGGAGCUAAUAAAGGGAUUGGAUUGGAGAUAUGUCGCCAGUUAGCCUCCAAUGGUGUAGCAGUGAUUUUGACAGCCAGAGAUGAGAACAGGGGUGUUGAAGCUGUUGAGAAGCUCAAAGGGUCUGGACUAUCUGAUGUGGUUUUUCAUCAGCUGGAUGUGAUUGAUUCUGCUAGUAUUGCUUCCCUUGCUCAUUUCAUCAAAACCCAAUUUGGAAAGCUAGAUAUCUUGGUGAACAAUGCAGCUGUCUCUGGAGUCAAAUUAGAUGAUGAUACUAGUAGAGCCCUAAUGACAAUGGAUGGUUCUCCAGAAGUAAAGCUAGCUAAAUUUUGGCAACUGGCAAGGCAAACUUAUGAGACGGUUGAAGAAUGUCUACUAGUGAACUACUAUGGCACCAAAAGAGUCACUGAAGCACUUCUUCCUAUCCUUCAGCUAUCUGAUUCGCCGAGAAUUGUAAUUGUUUCUUCCUCUGCAGGGAAGCUACAGAACAUCUCACACACUUGGGCCAAGGAAGUGCUAAGUGAUAUUGAUGGCCUCACAGAAGAGAGAGUGGAUGAGGCAGUGAACAAGUUUCUGAAGGAUUUCAAGGAGGGUUUAUUGGAGACUCAAGGCUGGUCUGCCUAUAAUAUGUCCAAAGCAGCUUUGAAUGCCUACACAAGGAUUCUAUCAAAAAAGUUUCCCAAAUACCGAAUAAAUUGUGUCUGCCCAGGUUACGUCAAAACUGACUUCAACUACAACACAGGGAAUUUCACUGUUGAAGAAGGUGCAGCAGGUCCUAUAAAGUUGGCUUUGUUGCCUGAUGAUGGUCCUUCUGGGCUAUUCUUUUUCCAGAAGGAAGUGACUUCCUUUUGAUUGAAUACUGUCUCAGAUUAUUAUUUUUUUCCUGGUUGGUGGUUGGGGAUGAAGAUCAUCUUAUUUGGUUGAAUGUUGUUCAAUAUUGUCUUCCUGAGAUAGAAAAAAGCUAGAACUACCUUGUUUCCUGUCAUAGUUCUUUGUUCCUAUGUAUUAACUAUCUCUCUAAUUAAUGAUAAAAUAAAGUGUUACAAUUGGUACUGAA
Messenger RNA from Telopea speciosissima, 1158 nucleotides. Its product is annotated as salutaridine reductase-like. Gene Ontology annotation, cellular component: membrane. The record is from RefSeq and is a predicted model, not a curated record. NCBI's taxonomy places the organism in Eukaryota, Viridiplantae, Streptophyta, Magnoliopsida, Proteales, Proteaceae. Gene Ontology annotation, molecular function: oxidoreductase activity, acting on the CH-OH group of donors, NAD or NADP as acceptor. Bases 54 to 953 code for a protein of 299 amino acids. The transcript has 5 exons.